Molecule: messenger RNA, 727 nt
Organism: Notechis scutatus (mainland tiger snake)
Lineage: Eukaryota; Metazoa; Chordata; Lepidosauria; Squamata; Elapidae
Source: RefSeq, a predicted model, not a curated record
UUUUCCCCCUUGUGAUCAUUGCAGGCAUUCCGUGGUCACAUAAUUCUUUACUGAAAAGAAACUCAAGACUUGUAUUUUCUCUUCAGAUUAAGGUUGAAAAUUGCCUGAAGCCUCAGAAGGAGCAGAAAGAAAAAAUAGCUACUUACAAAAGAGACACAGAGCAAACACUGCAGGAGAUGCUUGACCUCAUUGAAAAAGUGAAAAAAAAUGUAGUGGCUGAAUUCAGAGAACUACAACUCUGGUUAGAAGGACAGGAGAAGCUUCUGCUGGCUAGAAUGGAAGAGACGGAGGAGGAUAUUAUGGCAAGAAAGGAGAAGGGUUUGGCCAAGCACAUGGAGGAACUGAGCUCUCUUGACCAUCUGAUCCAGGAGAUAGAAGAGAAGCUUCAGCAGCCAGCCAGCCAACUCUUACAGGUCAGGCGUCAGCCCUGGAUCCAUGGGGGAGGGACAGAUUUUUAGAGCUGCCACAAUGGGGGAUGGGUAGGCUGUGGGAAGGGGAGGGUAGCGAAGGGAGUAUAGCCACAACAACGUUCUUUCGCAAGAGAUCAAGGACAAGCUGCUGGCACCUGGAGGGGAGUGGACGAAGUUUGGCAGUAGCUGAGACAGGAGGUUGAUUGGGCCAUGUGACGUGAAGGUCACUGAAUGGAGCAGGGUUUGAAUUUUAGUGUGGAGGGGGGAAAACGUGGGAAUUCAGAUUGGGGUUUUCCCCAGAUGUGCCAACAUGACUU